This is a messenger RNA of Verruconis gallopava, 720 nucleotides long. RefSeq lists its product as uncharacterized. The transcript has 2 exons. NCBI's taxonomy places the organism in Eukaryota, Fungi, Ascomycota, Dothideomycetes, Venturiales, Sympoventuriaceae. The coding region runs from base 13 to 720 and encodes 235 amino acids. Gene Ontology annotation, cellular component: membrane. The record is from RefSeq and is a predicted model, not a curated record.
GCGCUUCUAGAUAUGGCGGUGGGCACAAUAACAAGUCUUGGAAUAAUUUUUACCUACACGCGGGUGAUGUGGUGGGUAACUCCAGAUGACUUGAGAAACUACCAUAUACUGUGGACUCCCCCAUACUGGACAUCUUUCCUUUGGGGUUUUCUCAUCUUCAUUGGGGAUGUGACAAAAUCGGUGGCUCAAAAUGCACUGAAGCAAACUGAUCCCUUGUCCACAAAGAUCCAAAUUAUUGCCCUAGGGUACCAAUUCUUUGUUCUCUCUGCGUUUACCUUUACCACGUUUAGGUUCAUGAUGAUGAGCAAAACCUGGGCCAUCAAUUUCGAAUGUGAUAAUAAGAACUGGCGUCAACUAGGUUGGACAGUGGUGAUCUGUGCUGCUCUGAUAACUACUCGCCAGGUCUUUUUAAUCGUGCAAGUAGAUGCCCGUACAGAUCCCAUGGGUUUCUACUCACAGCACGAGUGGGUCUACUGGGUCACUGAGUCACUCCCGUUAUUCUUGAUCUUUGCGCUGUUUAGUUUAACAUACCCGGGAUUCUUCUUGCCACGAGAGUACAUUGGUUUUAGAAUCAAAUUGAAGGAAAUUGCAGAGAGCAAGCGCGAUGCUUCGUGGCCAUUGAACAUCUCAGCCCCAUUGCCUGUUCAAAAAUCGCUGAUUGUCGAAACCAAAGAUCCAGAAGCGACUGUACAAGAGAUGAAGGUGGGAAUGAGAUAUUAG